Molecule: messenger RNA, 5743 nt
Organism: Pelodiscus sinensis (Chinese soft-shelled turtle)
Lineage: Eukaryota; Metazoa; Chordata; Testudines; Trionychidae
Gene: LRRC8C
Product: leucine rich repeat containing 8 VRAC subunit C
Cellular component (GO): cytoplasm
Molecular function (GO): protein binding
Source: RefSeq, a predicted model, not a curated record
GCCUUGUGCUCAGCGGUGCAGGCAGCUGCAUUUCCGAGGCGGGGCGGGCUGCUCUGGAGGGCAGCCGCACGGAGCCCGGCUCCUCCACAAGCCAGGGGGGAGCUGCCUCUCUCCCCAGGAGGUGGGGGCCGGGGUGUGCGCAGGCAGAGGGAGGGCUGGGGGACUCUGACCCCCACCUUCGCCCUUCACCGUAGAGCUGCUUUAAACCUAGAAACGCUUCUGUAUCGCAUCGUGCCCCGUGCACCCCACCCGCGGCUUGCUCUGUGCCUCCGCGACAAACUUUAUCUGGAAUCUCAGGAUUUCCUGUGCUGACAAGAAACAAUCGCCUGAGUUACCAUGGUAGAAGCAACCCCGAGGAGUGGUGAUACAGCAGAGGAAAACAGCAGCAGCAGCUUCUAGUAAACAUGAUUCCUGUCACCGAAUUUCGUCAGUUCUCUGAACAGCAGCCGGCUUUCAGAGUACUGAAGCCAUGGUGGGAUGUGUUUACAGACUAUCUCUCAGUAGCCAUGCUGAUGAUUGGUGUAUUUGGAUGUACAUUGCAGGUUAUGCAAGACAAGAUAAUAUGCCUUCCAAAAAGAAUACAGCCUUCACAGAAUCACUCUCACAUUCCUAAUGGGUCUAAUGCAGUCCCAAAUACUACCCCGCUUCCUCCACCCAAACCAUCCACUACUCCUGCCACUGUUGAAAUGAAGGGACUAAAGACUGAUUUAGACCUUCAGCAGUAUAGCUUUAUAAACCAAAUGUGCUAUGAACGUGCCCUGCAUUGGUAUGCAAAGUACUUCCCUUACCUUGUCCUUAUACAUACUCUGAUCUUCAUGCUGUGUAGUAACUUCUGGUUCAAAUUCCCUGGAUCAAGCUCAAAAAUUGAACACUUCAUUUCCAUACUGGGGAAAUGUUUUGAUUCUCCCUGGACAACAAGGGCCUUAUCUGAAGUGUCCGGGGAAGACUCAGAAGAAAAGGACAACAGGAAGAACAACAUAAGCAGGUCAAAUACUAUCCAACCUAGCGCCGAAGGCACUUUGGUCAAGACACAGUCCUUGAAAUCAAUACCUGAAAAGUUUGUUGUUGAUAAGGGGACAGCAGGGGCACUUGAUAAAAAAGAAGGAGAACAGGCCAAAGCUUUGUUUGAAAAGGUGAAGAAAUUCCGAUUGCAUGUUGAAGAAAGUGAUCUGCUCCAUGCUAUGUAUGUUCGCCAGACUGUACUUAAAGUUAUUAAAUUCCUUAUCAUUAUUGCUUACAAUAGUGCACUAGUUUCCGAAGUUCAAUUUACAGUAGACUGUAAUGUGGACAUACAGGACAUGACAGGAUAUAAAAAUUUUUCCUGUAAUCAUACCAUGGCACAUCUAUUCUCUAAACUUUCCUUCUGCUACCUGUGCUUUGUAAGCAUCUAUGGACUAACAUGCCUUUACACUUUAUAUUGGUUGUUCUAUCGUUCACUAAAGGAAUAUUCUUUCGAAUAUGUUCGUCAAGAGACUGGAAUUGAUGAUAUCCCAGAUGUUAAGAAUGACUUUGCUUUUAUGCUUCACAUGAUAGAUCAAUAUGACCCUCUUUAUUCAAAGAGAUUUGCUGUGUUCCUGUCUGAAGUCAGUGAAAACAAGCUGAAACAACUGAAUUUAAACAAUGAAUGGACUGCGGAUAAAUUGAGACAGAGACUGCAAACAAAUGCCCAUAACCGGCUAGAGCUGCAGCUCUUCAUGCUUUCUGGACUUCCAGACACAGUUUUUGAAAUUACAGAGCUGCAGUCUUUAAAACUUGAAAUAAUCAAUAAUGUUAUGAUACCUGCAACCAUUGCACAGUUGGACAGUCUCCAAGAGCUCUCAUUGUUCCAAUGUUCUGUGAAGAUCCACAUUGCUGCCUUAGCGUUUCUGAAGGAAAAUCUGAAGAUUUUGAAUGUCAAGUUUGAUGACAUCAGAGAGCUUCCACAUUGGAUGUAUGGGCUCAGAAAUUUAGAGGAGCUCUACUUAAUUGGCUCUCUAAGUCACGAUAUUUCCAAAAAUAUUACACUUGAGUCUUUUCGGGAACUUAAAAGCCUUAAACUUCUCUAUAUUAAAAGCAACAUAUCAAAAAUCCCACAAUCUGCUGUUGAUGUUGCAAGUCACCUUCAAAAAAUGUGUAUUCAUAAUGAUGGCACCAAAUUAGUGAUGCUCAAUAACCUGAAGAAAAUGGUUAACUUAACAGAAUUGGAACUGGUUCAUUGUGAUUUGGAGCGCAUACCUCAUGCAGUUUUUAGCCUUCUCAGUCUCCAGGAAUUGGAUUUAAAAGAGAACAACCUCAAAUCAAUAGAAGAAAUAGUUAGUUUUCAAUAUCUGAGAAAACUUACAAUCCUAAAGCUGUGGUACAACAGUAUAACAUACAUCCCAGAGCAUAUAAAGAAACUCACUAGCCUAGAACAUCUUUUCUUUAGUCACAAUAAAAUAGAGGUUCUUCCAUCUCACCUAUUCCUGUGCAACAAAAUCAGAUACUUAGACUUGUCUUACAAUGAUAUACGAUUUAUUCCACCAGAAAUAGGAGUGCUGCAAAGUUUACAGUAUUUUUCCAUUACUUGUAACAAAGUGGAGAGUGUGCCAGAUGAAUUAUACUUUUGCAAAAAACUAAAGACUCUGAAGAUUGGGAAAAAUAACUUGUCAGUCCUUUCACCUAAAAUUGGUAAUUUAGUAUUUCUCUCUUCUUUGGAUAUAAAAGGCAAUCACUUUGAAAUUCUCCCGCCUGAACUUGGUGAGUGUAGGGCUUUGAAAAGGACUGGCUUGGUUGUAGAAGACGCUUUGUUUGAAACUUUGCCUUUGGAUGUUAGAGAGCAGAUGAAAGUUGAAUAAUUAAUUUCUUUUACUCCAUUUUACAGAAAGAUGCGUCUACCAAAUACACUAUAUAAAUAAUUUGAUAGUCUAAAUAUGCCUUUAUUGGUGUGUUUAUUUUAUUUUUUUCAUUUGUCCUUUUGACACAAAACUAUCUGUAUAAACAAAUGUGGAGUAAGGAAUAUGAAUAUAUUUUUAAAUAAAAAUUUACCUGUAUUUUUUCACAGUUUAAAAUAUUUUAUGUUUAUUUUGCCCUGCUAAAGAGUGACUGAAAAAAUUAUUUUCUAUUGGCAAAAGCUAAUGGUUAGAUCAGUGGUUCUAAACCUCUUUGGCACCGUUACCCCUUAAGCUUAACCAAUAAACCUAAAUUACCCCUCCUUUUUAAAAUGGCAGUAGACAAAAAGAAAAUUAUGAUUAAUUGUUUUCAUUGUAUUUUGUUUUCCCAUACAUUAUGUUGAACAAAAUUGAACACCUGUUCUAUUUUAAAUGUAUUACCUCCUGAAAUAUGCCAAAUUACCUCUCAAGGGGUAAUUACCGCCAGGUUAAGAACCAUUGGGUUAGAUAAACUGUUUUUUAAUUGAGGUUAAAAGGAGAUGGCAUGUUUCCAACUGUCUAUCUAAGUAUCAUAUUUUUAAUAGAUGAAUGUAUUUUUCCUGGGUCAUUGUUAAACUGAUUUUAGGAUCUAAUUUUUAGGGGCUGAUCCUGUGAGAUGCUGAGCAGUUUCAACCCCUGUUUUCAUGAAUGGGUUUGAAGGUGCCCAGUACCUCAUGAAGCUUGACCUUGAUUGAAUGUCCUUUUGUUGAGACUUCACACAUACCAACUAUUCUCCCUAGUGGGAAAAGACAUUUAGAAAUGUUUUAUAAUAUACAAGGGCUGGAAUUUUUAAGGAGCCUAAAGAAAUAAGGUGCACAAUUUCCAUUGAAAGUUAAUGGAUAGUUAACUCUGUCAUGCCCCUCAAGAAAUCUUAGCCUCCAUUUCAUGCUGUAUGCUGAACAAAACAUCUCUGUUGCCAUCGUUCUUCAGAACUGAACUAGUAAGUCUAUGAUUUGCCAAGUGGUAUAGGAACAGGGGUGAAAGUAAGUUAAAUUUCUUACAGGUACUGUCAUAUUGCACCCUGCCCUCUUUAGGAAGGGGCUCAGGGCACAAGGUGGGGGUAGGUUCGGGGCUUGUAGUGUGGCUACCAAGCUGCCUGACAGCCAGAUCCCUAGGGUUGGGUGGGGCAACAACCACACUGCCCAGCGGCCCUCGCUACAGGGCUGGACCUUGGAUAUGCUCUUGCUGUGCCACCCAGGGCCUGUGGCUGCUGGCUUGGGCCCACCAGGGCUGGGGCCUCGCCUUCCCAACCCCAAGCUGUCUGGCACUAGUGCUGAGGGCCCAGGGGUGGUGGUGGGGAGAAUGGCUUGUGCUCUUGUGGGGGAGGGGAGCAAGAAUGGGAAGAAUCCGUUGCCCAUGCCCAGUAUGGGAUCCUUCCCUGUAUGGUGGCUGGCAACAUCCAGAGCCCUGCCCCCAGCCUGCCACUCUCUUACUGGUGCACCAGCUUACUAUCACCUUUGUGCAGGAGAGUCAAUCCUGGCAGGAUUCAAGUUUGAGAUUUCCAAAAAUUGCAGAUGUAGCCUCCCACCUAGCAUGAAGUUGAACAGAAUAUGUGUGACUAAGUCGCUGCUUUCUGCCAAGCAGAGCUGAAAUACCACCAUCCUCCAGUAGUGAGUGCCUUCAAUUCCCAUUGAAUUCCCCCCCUGCCCUGGAGGGGCUUGGCAUCUCAUAUGACUGAACUGUUUGAAACUCAGGGUUAUUGCACUUAGCUUUGGUUUGUGAACCUUUUGACCAGGAAACAAACUUGCUUCCUGCAGUAAGAAGCAGUGCAGUGGGCUUGGUAGUGUAUUACCAGGAUGUAUAGAUUUUCAGAAACCAAAUUAAAUUUAAAAAAAUAGAAUAUUAACAUGUCACAUCUCAGCAUAGCAGAGGAUGGUGGUGAAAGCCACAUUUGUUUUAAUUUCCCAGCUAGUAAUUACAUUGAAAAUUGGACAUUUGGAAGCCUGCUUUUUAAAAUAAUUUAAUCCGCUGUAAUAGACUGACAUGAUAGUACAUCAGAUUGGGAAUUAUACCAGCUAAAGCUACGUUAAAUUAUUUUUUCCUACUCUUGCCAUUUGCUUUUUCAUGGACAGGUCCGGCAGAUCUUAUCCAUUUUAAUUCUGUGUGUUGUUCAAAAGCUAAUUUAAGCUUAAUUGAAAAUAAUGGCUUUGAGUGUACAUUUGAAUCACAAUGCAGGCACUGGAUAAUUGUUAGCAGAUAACUAGAAAUAAGUACUUCCUUUGAAGGGCAGACAUGCUUUUUGUAAUCUGCAGAGGCUUGGCUGCUAAUUUUUAAAAUUAUGUGAAGCAAUUACUAGGUGAGUGUCAGGAGUAUUGCCAGUAAGGCUUGUGUGUCUUGCACUACAGUUAAUUUAAGUUUUGGAUCUUGGUACAAAAGCAUGUUGUUGCUUUAAGAAUCUGACAUACGGGGCGGGUGACAUGAAGAAAGAUAAGAUUUUUCCACAUUAAUCCAGGGUGCACAGUGUAGCCGAGUAAGAAUGCUUGCCAUAGUACCAAAGUCAGACUUACUUUUUCCAUAUGAUUAACAGGAGAUGGUUGGACAUGAAAGAAUCAACGCAAGCUUUUUUAAUGGUUCUGUUUAGUGCUAUACCAAUACAGCUCUAUUGCAAAAGCUAUUUUUAUUUAUCUAUGGAAUGCAUUUAUAAAUACUUUAAAUGUGCUUCAGUUGGGUAUGACAUGGGAGAGAGAAAUGCUUCAUUGCUUGUAUUAAUAUAAAUAUGUAAACCAAAGUGCUGUAGUUCCUGAUGAUUGUAAACUGUUUAAAAUGUUCAAGUAAUCAGUUAAUAUGUAUAGAUGUAUCAUUAUCUUAUUUAGAUAUGGGAGAUUACAUUAAGGUUGAUAAAAUCAUGAUUAAUUUUG